AUGGAUCUUGUCGAGGCCUUCGGUGCUCGAACGACUGCACACCAUGGAGGACUGGAUUUUGUGGAGUGCGUGGAAAGCGUCACUUCUGGAGACCUUGUAAUUGUUGAUGCACCUGUGGCGAUCACGAACAGCUCUGAGGCGCCCCAGCUGUUCAUCGACACUGCCAUACGACAGAUGUCCAGGUCUGAGGAGUUCGCAAGUCGGCCAUCUUGCCCAUAUCUAGACAUCUGUAGCCCUUUGACGCCCGUGCAUGCAUGCAAACUUGCAUGCGUGCUGAUGGGACCUGCAGUAUCAGUAGGGUCGUGUGGCCAGAGCGUUGUUCUUGUGGGCCGUGGUGCAGUGACCUGCGUCACGGCCGCCAACGACGUGGUCCUGGUGGCCACUGCUAGGGGGUACCUGCUGCGAUACAGCUGGGAUGAAAACGGCAACGAGCAGCUGGUGCAAAUGCAAUUUCGUGUCUCUUUCGCCUCCGUUCCGCAUCCCCCCCAUUCCCCACAACUGGAGGUGUACUACCUGCACCGUCGCUGGCCUCGAGCCCGGGCGCUGACGGAGGUGCGCUCCUGGGGUGCCCUGACGGCCGUGGCCUGGUGCGCAAAGCAGGUACGGAUGUGGCAACGUGUCGUGCCGUACAUCUGUACGGCCAGUGCCUGGUGGCGCCGUGUGCUGAUAGCUAUGCAGGUUAAGCUAGACAUCGAGUAA
Molecule: messenger RNA, 699 nt
Organism: Volvox carteri f. nagariensis
Lineage: Eukaryota; Viridiplantae; Chlorophyta; Chlorophyceae; Chlamydomonadales; Volvocaceae
Exons: 5
Coding region: 1-699 (232 amino acids)
Source: RefSeq, a predicted model, not a curated record